Messenger RNA from Carcharodon carcharias (great white shark), 2305 nucleotides. RefSeq names its product O-sialoglycoprotein endopeptidase-like 1 (gene osgepl1). The record is from RefSeq and is a predicted model, not a curated record. Gene Ontology annotation, biological process: tRNA threonylcarbamoyladenosine modification. The coding region runs from base 246 to 1457 and encodes 403 amino acids. NCBI's taxonomy places the organism in Eukaryota, Metazoa, Chordata, Chondrichthyes, Lamniformes, Lamnidae. The transcript is spliced from 7 exons. Gene Ontology annotation, cellular component: mitochondrion.
AACCCCAACCUCCCUCUGUCAGUUUUAGGAGAAAAUGUUUCCCGGGUUUUUGUUAAUCUGAUGGGUACUUCUGUUUGGCGGUGCUAAAAUUAAAGUGCGCAUGGUGUAACAGGACUCGGACUCGGAAGUCCAAGCUUCUCUCAGCAGAAUCUGGUGUAUUUACUUUGGACAAUUGUUACCCGGGCUCAAGCCUCUUUCCCCGCGCUCUGGCAGCUCGAUAGAACGCGGCGGCGGCCGGCGUUGCCAUGGUGACACAUUGUCUCCGCUCUCGCGCCCUGAGCUGUGUCCCCGGUGCCAGGCUCCUUACUCGGUGCAAGCCCAGACUGGUGCUGGGCAUAGAGACCAGCUGCGAUGACACUGGAGCGGCUGUGGUAGACGAAACAGGGAAUAUCUUGGGAGAAGCCUUAUAUUCUCAGAAAGGAACUCAUCUCAAGGCAGGUGGGAUAAUUCCAACAGUAGCUCAAAAGCUACACAAAGAACACAUUGAAAAAGUGGUGCAAGAAGCUGUAGAUAAUAGUGGAAUCUCUCCUUGUGAACUAACAGCAAUAGCAACUACCGUAAAACCAGGACUUGCGUUAAGCUUGCAAGUGGGUCUAGAGUACAGCUUAAAACUAAUAGAGCAAUAUAAGAAACCCUUUAUUCCAAUUCAUCACAUGGAGGCACAUGCAUUGACUGUUAGAAUGCUGCACUUGGUGGAAUUUCCCUUCCUAGUCCUCUUGGUUUCUGGUGGCCACAGUUUGCUGGCCAUUGCCCGUGGUGUCUCUGACUUUCUUCUUCUCGGACAGACGUUGGAUGAAGCCCCUGGAGACACAUUAGACAAGGUUGCAAGAAGAUUAUCACUCAAAAAUCACCCAGCCUGCUGUACAAUGAGUGGGGGUGAAGCCAUUGAAUAUUUGGCUAAAAUGGGAAACCGAUUACAUGUUGAAUUAACGCAGCCUAUGAGCCAACACCUGGAUUGUGAUUUUUCCUUUUCUGGUCUCCGCAAUCAAGUCAAUCAAAUAAUUGUCAAAAAGGAAAAGGAAGAAGGUUUCCGGGAGGGACAGAUAUUGUCCUGUGUAAAUGACAUUGCUGCUGCUGUACAACAUACAGUGGCUGCUCACCUAGCAAAGCGAACACAUCGAGCCAUUCUGUUCUGUAAGAAGGAAGGUUUGUUGCCUCAACCAAAUCCACCCUUGGUGGUUUCAGGGGGUGUAGCCAGUAAUGAAUACAUCAGGAAAGCUCUCCAGAUAGUAACUGAGGCAAAUGGAUUCUCACUGCAUUGCCCUCCUCCGAAACUUUGCACAGACAAUGGCAUCAUGAUUGCUUGGAAUGGUAUUGAGAAACUUCGAGCAGGAGUUGAUAUUGUACAUAAUCCAAAAGGAAUUCGCUAUGAGCCAAAAGCCCCUCUGGGAAUUAAUUUUUCAGAACAAGUCAAGAAAGCAGCCCUCAAAGUUCCUUACCUUAAAUUAAAGAUAUGAUUAAUAGGGCUUCUCUGGGGUGUGUCACUUUAGGGAACAAAGCAUUGGUCAGAACUCAGGAAACUCCACUGUGCUUUAUUUUAAAUUAAAUAUAUGGAUAUUGUAUUACACAACAUUAUAAAUUGCUGAUUUAACAAAAUGUGCGUAGUUGAAAUGUCAAAAAUUCAAUGAGGAUAUUCACUCAAUGAGUGAAAAUUCUGAUAUACAAGAAGUCAUGAGCAAAUAAACAGUAUUUAAUCUAGCCUAGCAAAAUCCUUGUGGCAUUGCUCAUUGUAAUUACGACACUUUGUUGAAGACACAGGGAAAUUAAACUCGUACACCAUUUUUACAAAGAAGGAAGUCAAAUCUUUUAAGUGAGACAUUCAAAGGUUACAAUUAAAUGGAUAAAAAAACCUCAGGUGGCAGAUUAUGUACACGAAUUCUACAGAACUGUGUGUGGUUUGUGAAUACAUCAGUAUGUUGUCAAUAGGGGAAAUGGAGAAAUCAAAAGGAGAAUCAAACAGGUCUGGUUAAGAAAAUUGUUGAGCAGGUUUAAUGAGCCAAAUGGCUUACUCUUGCUCAUAUAUUCUAUACUUUUUCAUAGGGAAGGAGAUGGGGGAACUCGCCACUGAAUUGUUUUUGGACAACCCUCAGCAGCCAACUAAAGAGCAUAAUUGGUGAAGGCUUGGAAGUAGGCCUCUAAGCCUAUCCUGUUAGCUGAUUGUGGUGAAAAGAAAGCAAGGAAAACAAAAAAAAUGCUACAAUACUACCUCAAUGUGAUGCUUUGUGAAGAGCUCUGCAUAACCAUCUCCCAUUAGCAGAUUUUUGGGAUAAAUCAAUGUAUAAAUUAAAUUUAUAUCCUUUUCUCA